Molecule: messenger RNA, 3981 nt
Organism: Alnus glutinosa
Lineage: Eukaryota; Viridiplantae; Streptophyta; Magnoliopsida; Fagales; Betulaceae
Exons: 11
Coding region: 913-3966 (1017 amino acids)
Biological process (GO): regulation of DNA-templated transcription; DNA repair
Cellular component (GO): nucleus; SAGA complex; NuA4 histone acetyltransferase complex
Molecular function (GO): transcription coregulator activity
Source: RefSeq, a predicted model, not a curated record
CUCUUUUCUUUUUUUCAACUCCUGGAGAAAGCACCGCAGACGUCGCACACCUUCACGCCACAUACUACCCAUACUACAAUAUUCCGCUCAAUGAAAUCCACGUUCUACCAGAAUCGCAAUCCACCGCACCAAAAAAAACAUCGCACCAAAGGAAAACGCACCAGAAAACGCACGUUCAUGCUGAUACCGAACAGCAACACCAGAUCGUCCUGCACGUGCGGUUCUUCCCACUCACAAUUGAUCGUAAGCUUUGUGAAGAACCUGGUUCUCUUGCUCUUCGAGACUACUCUUCUCAUCGAGGGCGUGCGAGUACUCGCAAGCCACACCAGAAAUCCACGUGAUCGUGAAACGCACCAGAAUCACCGCACUAGCUUUCCAGCAAUUUCAGCCUUUCAAAAUUCAGUACAGGAUCUCUAAAUCGCCGAUAGCCAAGCACGAUCGUCUUCCACACCUGGAGAAAUCACAGCACCACCGGAGCACACCACACGGCGCACAGAAAAAAAAAAAAAUAAUAAAACGUGAUACCCACAGACCGGUGAGACUACACGUCUCACAGAAGUCACCGUAACGAAAUCAGAUCCGAAGACUGCAAAGAUUCUGGGCUUCAAAAAAACAAUCCCAAGUAAAGAUUUCCCAGAUGCGAUCCACGAGAUCCCCAAACUUUCUCUGAUACCAUUUAUUGGGUGGUUUUGGGUCUUUUUCAACUUCAAAAGCUACCUCACGAGGUGAGGUUUUUCCUUACAUUUAUAAACUGACCACCUAGCCCAUUCUACAACCGAUGUGAAAUAAUUCUAACAAUCUCCCUCUCAUACAUCGGGCUUUGGGUCGGAGCAGAGACAACUCGUUUCUUCUGCGGAAUGUUGCGCCAGAGACUUGUUGCUAUCACGGAUCAUUUAUUUGUUCUCAAGUAACAUGCAUGAUGCGUCAUUGUCGCUCAGCAUUCAUACUACUUGUGCUAGGUUGAUGUUUAAUCUGUUGGAGCCAAUAUUUAAGAAAGGUGUUGACCAACCAUCUAUGGAUGAAGCACGGAUUCUGUUGGGUCACAUUUUAGAUGCUUUUGUUGGAAAAUUUAGUACUUUUAAGCGUACUAUUCCACAGCUGUUGGAGGAAGGUGAGGAGGGAAAAGAUCAUGCAACCUUGAGAUCAAAACUUGAACUCCCUGUGCAGGCAGUUUUGAGUGUGCAGGCCCCUGUGGAACAUUCCAAGGAAGUGAAUGAUUGUAAGAAUCUGAUAAAGACGUUGGUCAUGGGAAUGAAGACUAUCAUAUGGAGCAUCACUCAUGCACAUUUGCCCCGAUCACAGGUGAUUGAUUCACCACCAUCAAAUUUACCUGUACCUCAAGCAUUUAAAGGGUUGAGAGAAGAUGAGGUAUGGAAAGCUUCCAGUGUUUUAAAGAGUGGUGUGCAUUGCUUAGCGCUUUUCAAAGAGGAGGAGGAGGAAAGGGAAAUGCUUCAUCUCUUCUCUCGGAUUUUGGCUAUCAUGGAACCUCGAGAUCUUAUGGACAUGUUCUCGUUGUGUAUGCCAGAGCUUUUUGAGUGCAUGAUUUGCAACACUCAACUCGUCCAUAUGUUUUCUACCCUUCUACAAGCCCCUGGGGUAUAUCAGCCAUUUGCUGAUGUUUUGGUUAAUUUCCUUGUAAGCAGCAAAGUCGAUGUUUUGAAGCAUCCAGAUUCGCCUGCAGCAAAAUUGGUUUUGCAUCUAUUUCGAUUUAUAUUUGAUUCUGUUACUAAAGCACCUUCAGAUUUCGAACGUAUUUUGCAACCUCAUGUGCCUGUUAUAAUGGAAGUUUGCAUGAAAAAUGCUACUGAAGUUGAAAGGCCUCUUGGUUAUAUGCAACUUCUUCACAUAAUGUUUCGGGCGCUUGCAGGAUGCAAAUUUGAACUUCAAUUGCAAGACUUGAUUCCUACCUCACAACCCUGCCUAAAUAUGCUAUUGACUAUGCUUGAGGGCCCAACUGGAGAAGAUAUGAAGGACCUUUUGUUGGAGUUGUGCUUAACCUUGCCUGCACACUUAAGCUCGUUGUUACCAUACCUUCCUUGUCUUAUGAAGCCUCUUGUUUUGUGUCUUAGAGGAAGUGAUGAACUUGUAAGUUUAGGUUUAAGAACACUUGAAUUUUGGGUAGAUAGCUUAAAUCCUGACUUUCUAGAAGCUAGCAUGGCCAAUGUUAUGUCUGAGGUGAUUUUAGCCUCAUGGUCUCACUUGAGGCCUCCACCCUAUCCUUGGGGUGCAAAAGCAUUGCAGCUCCUCGGCAAGUUAGGUGGUCAUAACAGACACUUUCUCAAAGAGCCCCUUGCACUUGAGUGCAAGGAGAAUCCAGAGCAUGGUCUGCGCUUGAUUCUUACAUUUGAGCCUUCAACGCCAUUUUUGGUGCCAUUGGAUCGAUGCAUAAAUCUUGGUGUAGCAGCUGCAGUGCAUAAAAAUGGUGCCAUGGAUUCUUUCUACAGAAAGCAGGCUCUAAAAUUCCUUCGUAUUUGCUUAUCAUCUCAGCUUAAUUUGCCAGGAAACAUUACUUCUGAGGAAUAUACAGCCAAGCAAUUGUCGACUUUGUUAGUUUCUGUAGUUGAUACAUCUUGGCGGAGGUCUGAAGCAUCAGAUAUAAAGGCUGACUUGGGUGUAAAGACAAAGACCCAACUUUUGGCUGAGAAAUCUGUUUUCAAGAUUCUAUUAACGACCAUUAUUGCUGCCGAUGCAGAACCGGAUCUUCAUGAUCCUAAAGAUGAUUUUGUUUCCAAUGUUUGCCGCCAUUUUGCAAUGAUAUUUCACAUUGAUUCCUCCUCAUCAAAUGCUUCGAUUGCAACUGCUGCACUUGGGGGUUCUGUGCUUUCAUCAAAUGUUAGUGUUAGUUCCAGGUCAAAGACUGGUACUUGUUUGAACUUGAAAGAGUUGGACCCUCUGAUAUUUUUAGAUGCUUUAGUUGAUGUGUUAGCAGAUGAAAACAGGCUCCAUGCCAAAGCUGCUCUUAAUGCUUUGGAUGUCUUUUCUGAAACACUUCUGUUCCUUGCUCGCUCAAAACAUGCUGAUCUGCUGAUGUCAGGAGGCCCGGGGACACCAAUGAUUGUCUCUAGUCCCUCUAUGAAUCCUGUUUAUUCACCACCCCCAAGUGUUCGAAUUCCUGUCUUUGAGCAGCUUUUACCUCGCCUUUUGCAUUGUUGCUACGGAAGUACAUGGCAAGCACAAAUGGGAGGUGUUAUGGGACUUGGUGCUUUGGUUGGAAAGGUUACUGUUGAGAUUUUAUGCCUUUUCCAAGUAAGAAUUGUGCGCGGGCUGGUACAUGUUCUUAAAAGGCUUCCUAUUUAUGCUAGUAAAGAGCAGGAAGAGACAAGUCAAGUGCUUACGCAGGUUCUUCCUGUAUUGAAUAACGUUGAUGAAGCAAACAGUGAACCGCACAAGCAAAGUUUUCAAGGAGUGGUUGAAUUUCUUGCUUCAGAGUUGUUCAACCCCAAUGCAUCUGUUAUUGUGCGAAAGAAUGUGCAGUCAUGUUUGUCACUUUUGGCUAAUAGGACUGGUAGUGAGGUAUCUGAAUUACUUAGACCUUUAUAUCAACCUUUGCUUCAGCCGCUUAUAAUGCGGCCUCUACGAUCAAGAACUCUUGAACAACAGGUUGGGACGGUUGCAGCUUUGAAUUUCUGCCUGGCCUUGAGGCCACCUCUUCUCAAGUUGACUCCAGAAUUAGUUAAUUUUCUGCAAGAAGCAUUGUCAAUAGCUGAGGCUCAUGAAACUGCCUCGGUUGUGAAGUUCAUGAAUCCAAAAGUGGCCACAUCAUUAAAUAAACUCCGAAUAGCUUGCAUUGAGCUAUUGUGUACGACAAUGGCAUGGGCAGAUUUUAAAACUCGAAAUCAUUCUAAACUUCAUACAAAGAUUAUUAACAUGUUUUUCAAGUCAUUCACAUGUCGGACGCCAGAAAUUGCUGCUGCUGCGAAGGAGGGCUUGCGACAGGUUUUGUUGAGCUUCUAUCAUAUUGGUUGAUUUAUUUGUUCUUUU